Molecule: messenger RNA, 5268 nt
Organism: Dreissena polymorpha
Lineage: Eukaryota; Metazoa; Mollusca; Bivalvia; Myida; Dreissenidae
Product: EF-hand calcium-binding domain-containing protein 6-like
Exons: 30
Coding region: 140-4792 (1550 amino acids)
Cellular component (GO): nucleoplasm
Molecular function (GO): calcium ion binding
Source: RefSeq, a predicted model, not a curated record
AAAUUAACCAGUCUAAUUUGUGUACAUGUUGGUAUUAUUUUGCAUGGCAACGGAGGUAGAAAGCUGGAGCUAGUACAAAAUUAUCGAUGACUUUUCUAAAACUGGGACAUUAAGAAACAAAUAAAUUGAAAAAGAGAGGAUGACUUCAGUGAUGUCGGGAGGGCUGCUGCCAGACACCAAUGGAGUCCAGUUCACAGCACGUCCUGCACUGAGGACCCGAGACAGCAGCCGCAACACAGCAAGGAGUCAUGGAAGUGGGCGAGCUUCUUCUGUUGUGUCCAAUGGAUCUGCUGCCUCUGAAGCAAGCGUCCUAGCAGCAAAUGGGAGCCUCUCUAGCAUCGAGAUUGAGGCUUUGUUGAGGGAGAAGGUCCGAGCGCGGGCAGAUGACAUCGUAAAGGCUUUCCGCACAUACGAUGUAGAUCAGACCCUGAGUGUUACAAAGGGCGAGUUUCGACGUGUCCUUGAGAAUUUCUGUACCCCUUUGACCACUGACCAAUUUGAAGCUGUGCUCGCUAAGGUUGAAAAGAACCCCAAUGGCACGGUACGGUACGGUGACUUCCUGGGGAAGUUUGGACACACGCAGGGAAGUUCCCCUGUUGCCAAUGGUCGCAGGUCAUCAGUGGCCAGUGCUUCAAAGUGGUCAAAUGGGGUUCCAAAAUUCCCAAGUCCCCCAACACCCACAGAAAUCAACGUGGACUUUAUUGAGAAACUCCUCAAAGAAAAGAUCGAGGUGAAUCUGAAAUCUGUUGUGAAGGGCCUACAGUUAUUUGACUACAAUCGUGAUGGGCGCAUUCAGAGACACGAGAUGAGACGAGUCAUUGAGAACUACUGCUUCAAGCUGAAUGACCAGCAGUUUGAAAAAUUAUGGCAAAGGUAUGAUUUCCACCACACUGGUCUCGUGAAUUAUAAGGACUUCUUGAGUCGCCUUGGAGUCACUGUACAGAAUAGGGGCCGCAGUCAGCCAGAGGGGUCGGUAGCAGCGCUGAACUGGCAACAGAAUACGCCCCACCCUCACCUGCGUAGCUACAAGCAGAAACAGGAGGAUGAGCAGAUGUUACAGACCAUGUCCUUCAGAGAGAUAGAGAUCGAGUUCCGAAAAAGGAUGCGUGAGAAUUAUGUGAUCCUGAAGAAGGCGUUUAUGAGUUUUGACACCCAACUGGAUGGCUUUAUCUCCAUUGAGGAUUUGCUGUCGGUCCUGACUCAGUUCACGCUGCCCAUGUCAAGGCAGCUCUUCUCACAACUUAUGGAAAAGUGUGGUGUAAAGGCCACAGGUCGUGUGGACUGGGAGAACCUGCUGGAGAAGUUCCAGGAUCCAGUAACUGUGGGAAACGGUCAAACCAUCCCAAUUCGACCCAAUCACAAGUUUUUCCCAAUCAAGGAGGGCAUAACUACGGUUGAAGUGGACGACAUCUGGAAACUGCUGUACAAGCACGUACACUCCAACUAUGGCUCCAUCAAACAGGCUUUCCUGCAAAUGGAUGUUAACCACAAAGGUCGUGUGUCCCGUGCGGAGUUGCGAAGCCUUCUUGAAAAGUUCAACAUCCGCCUGCAGGAGGAUCGAUUCAAGCAGUUGAUGGAGCGCAUCGAUCCCCAUCACUCUAACAACAUCUCGUACCAGAAGUUUCUGGAUCUGUUUGAGGAGACUGAUGGACCAGAGGGUCACAAGUGGUUGAACUCUGUACACCGAGUGAAUGAGCACACCAAACCUGCCAUCAUGGCCUGGGAAACAAUUGAAGAGAUUCUGAAGGAGAAGAUCACAGAGUACUGGAAGAACGUGUCCAGUGCCCUUCUGGACUACGACUUCAAACACGACAGUCACAUCAGCCACAAGAACCUGAAAAAGGUCCUCGAUAACUACGUACUGCCUGUGUCAGAGGAACAUCUACAGAGCAUGAUUGGUCGCUGUACGGACCGCACGGAGACUCAUGUGAACUACGUGGAAUUCCUGGAGAAACUGCAGGUGGACGUGAGACCAGGGGACUUGCAGGGGCUGAGCACGCAGAUCUUUGAGGGCAGCCAUGAGAGGGAGAGGAGGAGACAGGACGAUCUCUCAUAUAGGCACUCCAAGAUCACUGGUAUAGCCUACAAUCGCACCAGCGAGAUGACAGCAGAGGAAGUGGUCACGCGCCUCAAGGAUCGCAUCUCUCAGCACAGCCAGGAAUUCAGACACGCCUUCCUAGCAUACGAUCGAAGGGGGAAGGGAACAGUGUCUAAAAAAAGCUUGCGUGAGGUUCUCCUCUCAUUUGGCUUCGGAAUGACUGAUGAGCAGUUCAACAUCCUUGUAUCGAAACUCAACUUCAACGAGCGCGGUCAAAUGCAGUACACGGAUUUCAUCGCCAAUUUCCAUGAUCACCGCUUAGGGGGGCCGGGAGAGGACAUUGUUCGCUCGGGUAAUCAUCGCGUGAACCCCAUACGUGGUGACCAGUUUGGAAUGACCAUUGAGGAGGUGGAGAAGAAGCUGGCCAGUAAGCUGAGGGAAAAUUUUGCUAAUCUUCGUAGUGCUUUUUACAAAUUCGACGAAAAACAUACUGGGCAGUUAACGAAGGACAGUUUUAGACGGUUGUUAGACUCGUUUAUGUGUAUUAUGACCGAUGAGCAAUUUGAAGAACUCUGCAAUAAACAUGGGAUAACCAAGCAUACUCGCAUAACCUAUCCUGAUUUCUUGGACCGGUUCGAGAUACGAGAUAAGCCUGAGGGACAUAAGUGGUUAAAUUCUGUUCAUAGGUUCAACCAGACGCAACCCACCCCAGAGCUUUCUGCCGAAGAUGCGUUUGAUCUUAUCAAGCAAAAGGCUCACCAGCAAUUCAAAGACCUUUCACAGGCAUUCAUUAAGAUGGGAACGAAGGCAAAUGGUGUGCUGAAGAGAAGAGAUCUACGACAGUUGCUUCUCACGUUUGUUAUGCCUGUGAAUGAUGAACAGUUUGCUAGACUAUGGAAAAUGUUUGACACUGCCAACGAAGGUUACAUAUCACACGAAAAUUUCCUUGAAAAGAUUGGUGCGUCGGAAUUCACCCCGAGCGACCUUUUCGGCACAUCCGCUCAGAUCAUCGACAAGAGUCGCAAGUUCAUUGAGGACCACACACAGUCCCAACAGGAGAAACAGGAGAGGAUCACCCAGAUACAGGCCAACAGGGCGGGAUUUAUGAGCGUGGAAGAAGUGGAACAGGCCCUGAAGGACAAGAUCCGUGACAACUAUGAUGACUUCUACAAAGCGUUCCGCAAGUACGACACCAACAAGAAGGGAGUACUCUCCCUCAACGAGGUGCAGAAGGUCCUCAUAGACUUCAACCUCUUCCUGGACGAUGACCAGUUCUUCACAUUGCUAGACAGGUGUGGCCUGACCACAAACAAGAGUCGUCUGAACUAUGAGCAGUUUUUGGCGGCUUUUGAAGAAGGUCGCAAGUCCAGCUAUGGGAACAGAAGGGAGGAAGUGCGCAUAGAAGAACAGCCAAACCUGACCAAUCAGGAAGCAGAACAUAGGCUUAGAGAGCUUGUGGCUUCUAAUGUGGAAAUAUUGGAAAGGGCAUUCGGAGCGUUUGAUAAGCAAGGUACCAGCCGUAUAACCCUGGCAGAAUUCCGUCGGGUACUUGACCUGUUCUGCUUCAAGAUGACCGAUGGUCAAUGGAAGGCCAUACAAUCUAAACUGACCAUUGCAGGCGAUAAAGUCAACUACUGUAUGUUCCUGGAUGGAUUCACAAUGUCUGAACAGGAGGAUUCAGACCGAUGGCUGGCUUCCCUACAGAAGUCUAUCCGGUCUCAGACACCACACCUGAUGCCGGUGGAUGAAGUGGAGGAACUAUUGCGCGAGGCGGUGAGGUCAAACCCGUACAACGUGGCCCAGGGAUUUGCUGAGUCAGACUAUGCCAAUAUGGGGGUCGUUUCAAAGGAGGACUUCAAGGCAGUGAUUAAUAAGAGCUUGUUGAGGCUGUCUGACGAGCAGUAUGAGAAGAUAUGGCCUUCCCUGAACAUUAACGAGUUCGGUAACAUCGACUACCACGACUUCAUUAAGCGCUUCUCGACUGAUCAGAGUCCGACAAGGGUCCCCCCGCCGCCCACCCCUCUCCAGCGCUCGGUCACAAACCUACAAAGACGACCAGAAAGCUUGGCCAUGAGACGAUCAUUGACCAAGCUGGACAUUCCAAGGGGUGGAGCAAUGUCGAGGUCCCAGACACGCCUCUCUAUGACCACGCCUCUUGUGAACGCUGAGAUCGCAGAACAUGUGGUGAAGAACACGAUAUACCGCAACUGGAAACAGAUACAGCAGAUGUGUCGACAGAAAGAUACGGAGAACUCUGGGUCUAUAAAUGUGGUUGAUCUAAAAGAAAUACUAGUACGGUACGGUGUUGACCUCAGCAGUGAGGAGUUCCUUAACCUGAUGGUGAAGUACGACCUCAAGGAGAAUGGCCGCUUCUGUUACACGGACUUCCUCCGCCACUUCAUACUCAACCUGAAACCGCAGGAUGAGCCCAAGUCUUUGCUCACCCGACGACAAAUCAAGACACCCAAGAUUGUUCGAAGUGCAGGUACCACAAGCACCCAGUUCUAUGCUGCGAUGAUGCGGCUCCGAGAUUCAGUCACAGGAAACUGGAAAGAAAUGAGACGGCUCUUCCGCUCUCUGGAUCCUACCGGAUCGGGAAUGGUGGAUUCAGCGGAGUUUCGCCAUGUUUUGCGACAAUUUAGCGUUAAUUUAGACGAGGACGAAUUUUAUCACCUGCUGUCAUACUAUGACAAGCACAUGGAUGGGCAGAUAAGCUAUAAUGAUUUCAUCCGAGCUUACUUGAAUAACACGUGAAUAGAUUUAUGAAGAAUUGGAUAGUAUAGUUUUAAGGUCAAAACUUAAACUUCAUUCUAUUGUAAAUUCUAAAAAAUACAAAGAAAGAAGAUGUUUGAACAGUAUUAUCAGUAUUUUAAUUAUGUGAUCAAGAUGCCUACAAUUAUUUUUUAUGCUGCAUAAAUAUGUUAUUUUUUAAGUGUGUGUGGUCUUUUAUAUUUAAUCUGCUAUUUUUUACUUAAGAAUGUUUCAUGUAUGUUUUUAUGUUGUAAGAAAUUAAUAAAUUGUGACUUGAAUUGAACAUAAAUAAUAAGAAUACGAAAUCAAAAGUUAGUUAAAGCAUUAAAAAUGAAUAUUAUGAAAUGACAAUUAAUGAGAUAAUAUAAAUUUAUGAAACAAUUAAAUGUUUACUGAUAUAUGUAUAAAAUGUACAAGAUAAAAUUGUAUAAAGCUCUUAAAAAAUUGAUUUAUCUGGUCAAUAAACAUAUUUAAAAAUA